UGGAAAAAUAAGUUAGUCGCCUAUUGAAAAUCGAAGAUCUCGAAUUUCAUUCCUAAACGAUUAUCAAGAAAAACGGAAAAGAAUCACAAUGAAUGAUCCAGAACUGUAUAACGUGGCUAAUUCUAUGCAAAAGAAUGCAGCAGUCCAAUGUCUUAAUGAAUAUGCAAAGAAAAUUAACUGGAAAAACAUUGGAGACAGCGCUAUUGACCUAGGUUGUGGUGAUGGCAGUGUCACUGUUAUCUUAAAGAAAUACAUGCCUAGUAACUAUAAGAAGUUGGUCGCGUGUGACAUAAGUGAAAAAGCUGUCAAAUAUGCAAAUGAACAUCACAGUGAUGAAGUCACCAUGUUCAAAGUGAUGGACAUCCAAGGAGACCUGCCUGAAGAAAUGCAUUCAGCAUUCCAUCACGUGUUCUCUUUUUAUGCGUUGCACUGGAUACGAAAUCAAGAAAAAGCAUUUAGAAAUAUCUACAACCUUCUAGAAGAAGGCGGCGACUGUCUCCUCACCUUCCUUGGCUACGCUCCGCUAUACAGCGUUUAUAGUAUACUGUCACAGUGCUCCAAAUGGGAAUCUUGGUUGAAAGACGUCCAAAAGUUCAUUUCACCAUAUCAUGAUAUGCAGCAACCAGAAAAAAAAGUCACCCAAAUGAUGCAAGAAAUCGGUUUCAGAAACAUCGAUGUGAAAUGCAAAGAAAUGCGUUUUGAAUUUGACAGUGUUGAAGCUAUGAAAAAUACCAUAAAAGCUAUCGAACCUUUCGACAUGCCGAAAGAUGUGUAUGAAGAGUUCAUGCAAGAUUACUACUCGGUGGCCCAAGAUAUCGGUGUCGUAGAAAUAAAUAACAAUAACAUCGGAGACACCUCAAUCAAUUGCUCCUAUUCUCUGCUAGUCGUCUGCGCAAGCAAAUGAUUAGAGAUCACCAAAAUUAACCAUAAAAUUAAGUCAAACCAUAGUGAAAUUAUUCUGGCAAAUCCGCCUAAGAUCUGAUUACUAGAACCGCCUAUUUUGUACUAUCCUCCUAGUUUUAAAUGUAAUUAAGAACUAUAUUCAAAAAUAAUAUUAGCCAAUGAUUAUUUAGAUAAAUCAGAUUAUUAAUAAAAAUAGGUUAUUUCGCAAUAAAUAGUGAUGUUUUUCUUUGGUAUCCAAAGAAUUAAAGUUUAGUAUUUUGAAAUUCUUUACAACAGUUUCAAUAGUUUUCCGGGGUCAAGAGGAGCAUAUCUAUUUCAAUACAGUGAAAUAAUAAGCAAUUACGUCGUGAUCACACAACUAAUAAAAUCACAUCAAUGUAACAGUAAAAUAUCAUGUUUAUAAGAAUGUAUCCUAUUGAUUCCAUGCUUACUUAUGAAGUAAGAACCCGAAAAUAAAUAUCUUUUUUUCAAAAAAGGGCCAGGGAAUGUUACUUUAGGUUCGAUGCAAAUGCAAGUAAUACCUUUAGGUAGAGUUAUAUCAAUACAAUUGCAUUGAAAAACAAACAAAAUAAAGACAUGCUUUAGUGUUCUGACAGACGUUCGAUAUAUUUCUGCACAUUUUGGAUUUUAUUCUAAAAUUUGCGAAUAAGACAAUCAAAUAAUUGUCCUCCAUCGUUUUUGUCAAAUUAGCUAAUCAUUUUGCGACUAAUUGUUAUUUAAGAAUACACGAUACUAGAAGAGGCUUCAUUUAAGUGAGACAACGUUAAGUUAGUAAUAAUUUAUGAUAUAGAUAUUUAUUAAAUUAUUUCUAAGAUUAUUACGAAUGUAUACUUACUGAAUGGCAAUAGAGCGAUUAUUUUAUUUAUCACACAAAAUAAGUUAUCAUCAACCAAUACUUAAUUCUGGAGGUUGUUGACUUGUAUUGCAUUAAAUAUCACAAUAGUUCAUUAGUCACCUAGCAUUAGACAGAAGUCAAAACAGCAUAGUAUUGGGACUUAAGCUUAUACUUUGUAAUAAAAGCACUGAUAUGAUAAAGGUAUAUAUAUAUAUAUUGUUUUAUUCAUAUAAAAUGAGAAAUAGUUUCAAGUUUGAUUAUAAAGUCGAAAAUAUGGAGGUCUGUUUUCCGAUAGUGUUGAAAUUUGUCAAUUUUGUAGAUUAUGAUGUGUUUUUUCCGAUAUACAUUUUGCAUUCAUGGAAAAAUCCUAUGCAUUUAACAAAAAAAAAUGUUGUGUACAAAAUUAAACUAUUCACUUUUUACUACGAUAUAUAUCUAGGCAGCUUUUUCUAUAAAAUAAGUAGAUUUGGCGCCAGAGUACCGUAAAGUUUGUCUCAGUGAGCAUUUAGGAGGAUAAUAAUUUAAACAUCACGUGGAAGAUGCGGCGCGUAUUUUUAAUAGUGUAAUCCUUUAUAGGCUUUGUGUUCAUGUGAUUAUGAUACGCACUAUCGAAUCGCAUAUAGCCGAUUUCAUCUUGGGCACCCAUCGAUAUAUCAUAGCCGCUUUUUGAAUGAAAAUGCUUGUAAUGAAUACGUUAAAUGCAAAAUCGCAUCGCAAAUAAUCCGGACAAAAAUUUCGAAUUUUCCACAUUCGCGGAAAACCUUCCAGUCAAAACUACCAAAUUACUGAACUACACUUUGACAGAUCUGAGUUCCUGAUUUUUUUUUCUUUAAUUACUUCUGAGUCUCCAAUAUCGUUGUAGAUUAUAAUAACCACUGCCAAAGUGAGGUCUUACUAAGUAAGGUAUUUCACAUCUAUAUAUUUAUAAUAUCUAUGGAAGUAUUUCUCAUCUAUAGAUUUACUUAUAUCAAUGCUUAUAGACAAUACAAGUGGCCGUGACAAAAGCCUAGAAGAAGCAGGGACAAGACCUGUAACGUCUUUCAUAAUACUACAUAAUCUUGCAGCAUGCAUGAAAAGAUUGAUGACUGUUAAUGAAGCG
This is a messenger RNA of Spodoptera litura, 2837 nucleotides long. It is a transcript of the gene Jhamt, whose product is annotated as juvenile hormone acid methyltransferase. The record is from RefSeq and is a predicted model, not a curated record. Gene Ontology annotation, molecular function: S-adenosylmethionine-dependent methyltransferase activity. NCBI's taxonomy places the organism in Eukaryota, Metazoa, Arthropoda, Insecta, Lepidoptera, Noctuidae.